This is a messenger RNA of Penicillium hordei, 2616 nucleotides long. Its product is annotated as putative arsenite resistance protein Ars2. The transcript has 3 exons. The coding region runs from base 1 to 2616 and encodes 871 amino acids. Lineage: Eukaryota; Fungi; Ascomycota; Eurotiomycetes; Eurotiales; Aspergillaceae. Gene Ontology annotation, biological process: mRNA processing; primary miRNA processing. The record is from RefSeq and is a predicted model, not a curated record. Gene Ontology annotation, cellular component: nuclear body.
AUGGAUUCCUACGACGGUUAUGGAUCUCCCGGAAGGAACCGUGAGUCGGAUUCCUUUACGGGACGCGCCUCAGGGGAAUCAUACAGACGUCGGUCGCCCGCCUCUCAAGAUCGACGACGUGCACGGCCGCGCUCCCGCUCGCCCGUGAUUGACCGGUACGAGCCUUCGGAGCGUCGUUCUCACCGCGAAGACUUUUACAACAAUUCUCGGGAGCAUGCUGCCCGAGAGCGCGAGGACCGCCGACGUGCUCCCUCGCCAACUGUGGCAAACAUCGACCGCUAUGUGCCCGGACAAGACGGAAGUGGUGGUGGCAAGCGUCCUAUUCCGACCAACCCUAUGCCCAACCCUCUUACACUUGAUUUCCAAGUCGGAUUUAAUUGGUUCGCGGAGUGGUGGAGAUUGGAGGAAUCCGUGAAUGAGGAGAAAGAGCGCGCCAAGAACGGCGGUCGUCGAGUCAAGGGCGAACGCGAGGCGCGCGAAGAUCGCGAAAAGGAACGCGCUCAAAUCCAGGCAGCUUAUGAUACAUACAAGGUUGAUUUGCAAAUUCGACUGGCUAGGCUGUUCGUCCAGCAGCACCGGAACGAGGAGUGGUUCAAAGAACGCUAUGUUCCUGAAGUCAGAGAUCCUCUUCGCACCCGUCUCAUGACGGUUCGACAAGGCGCAUAUGAACAGUGGGAACAUGAUAUGGACAACAACCUUUUCAAGGAUUUUACCCUUGAAGGCAUAUAUAAGAGCGAUAGCGACGGUGCCGGUGGUGUGGUUGAGAAGGAGGAAGGCGAGACUACGGCGACCGCUGAGACUAUGGGAGUGCUUGACCUACUUCCAGUCCGUGGCGGAGACCUUCGCGACGAUGCUCUUGCGCAACCCGCACUCCUUAUAAAAACCCUUGCACCAAACGUCAGCCGCAGCAAGAUUGAGGAGUUCUGCAAGGAACAUCUCGGCGAGGAAGAUGGAGGUUUCAAGGGCCUCAGUCUCAGUGACCCGAACCCCUCCAAGAAGUUCCAUCGCAUGGGAUGGAUCAUGUUGCAUCCUUCCACAAACACCAACACAGUGGAGCGCGGAGAUGGACGCGAUGAAGAAUCCGAGAAUAUGGACCAUGACGGAAGUGCCAAUGGUGGUGUCACAACCAGCCCGGCUGAGAAAGCUCUUGAGGCUGUUAAUGACAAGACCAUUCAUGAUUCCGUCCAUGGUGACUUUGUUUGCCACGUGGGAGUCCAUGUUCCCCCUGCUCAGCCGCGCAAGAAGGCUCUCUGGGAUCUGUUCUCCGCGCCCGAGCGAAUUGAUCGUGAUCUCGAGCUAGCCAAACGUUUGACUUCCAAGUUGGACUCCGAGAUGAAUAUCGCUGUGGAUGGUUUCACUAAGAUUGACGAGUAUGUUGACGACCUGCGUGGCAAAGGAGAGCUCCAGCCCCCGGCUACGGGACCAGUGAGCGCGAAGAAGCAAAGAAACGGAUAUAGCGACGAAGGGGACGAAGGAGAAAUUGAGGAAGGUGAAGAGAAGGAGAUUCCCGAAGAAGAAGAUGACGUGGAUGACGAGGAACUCGCAGUUAAGAAGAAGAAGCUGGACUUGGUUGUUGAAUACCUGCGCCGGGUCUACAACUUCUGCUUCUUCUGUGUCUUUGAAAGUGACUCGGUCCAUGAGCUUGGCCGCAAGUGUCCCGGUGGACACCUUCGCCGUCCACGCACCGGACUUUCCGCUCAGGCUAAGGAAGUGGCCCGAGCCAGCGCUCUUGGCCAGCCGUUCCCGGCUAAGAAGAAAGAACCUAGCGAGGAAGGAGAAGAUCUCUCUUCGCCUGUCCAAGAAAAGCGCGGACAGCGUCAUGGCUCUAAGUCUGAACAGCAAUUGCAGCGUGCCUUUAACUGGGUGAAGACUUUUGAAGACAAGUUGCUGCAGAUCCUAGAGCCGGAGAAUGUCGAUCUCAGCAAGCUCGGCGGCAAGCCCGUUGACCAAGCCCUUGAGGAUGAACUUCUGAAGUAUAUGAAGCAGGAGGACGACUCCAAGUACCGGUGCAAGGCGCCUGAAUGUACCAAACUUUUCAAGGCCGAAGCCUUCUGGCGCAAGCACAUCGAAAAGCGCCAUGCAGAGUGGUUUGAAGGCAUCAAGAACGAUCAACGGUCACUUCCCCCUUGGCUCCGGACAAGGGCACACCGGCACUCCUCGUGGAUUCAGCCUUGCCAGCCUGCCCUACACCCCCAAUGGAAACAUGUCUACCUUCCCCCCGGUGGAAUGCCCGGCAUGAUGGGUGCACACGCAGGCGGCUGGAAUGGAAACGCAGUGGGACACGACGGCGGUCUGCACCAGCCCGGACCUAUGCGUCGCGGCCAGAAUCGCAACAACCGACCCGGUCCGUACGACCGUCGCCGAUUCAACGGCAACGGCCGACUGAGCCCUCCCCGCGGCAUGCCUGGCAUGUAUGGUGGUGGCCGUCUCCCGCCUCCUGGUGUCAGCGUUCCAGCUGGUCACCCCGCAGCCAGCAUGGCCGCCGCCAACCCAUUCCCAGACUCUUCCAGCGGGGGUCCCAUGGCGCCGCGCGAAGCCGUCCAGGGCCGCAGCUUGAAGAGCUACGAGGAUCUGGAUGCAGUCGAUGCAUCUGGCAGUGGCGAAUUGCAGUACUAG